Messenger RNA from Chlorella variabilis, 840 nucleotides. RefSeq lists its product as hypothetical. Gene Ontology annotation, biological process: carbohydrate metabolic process. Bases 1 to 840 code for a protein of 279 amino acids. The record is from RefSeq and is a predicted model, not a curated record. Lineage: Eukaryota; Viridiplantae; Chlorophyta; Trebouxiophyceae; Chlorellales; Chlorellaceae. Gene Ontology annotation, molecular function: chitosanase activity. Gene Ontology annotation, cellular component: extracellular region. The transcript has 8 exons.
AUGCCUGCACAGCUAGCCAGCUGGCUGCAUGGAAGCAGCCUGCAGCGGGUGGCUGAUGACGGAUUUGCUGAAGAGCUGGGGGAUGGGCGGGGCAUCACCUUUGGCAGGGCUGGGUUCACCACGGGGACGGGCGACGGGCUGGUGGUGGUGCAGCGGUAUGCGGACCUUAAACCCGAGAACAACACCCUGGCUGAGUACCUGCCGGCCCUGAGGCACAUCGUCCGCCAGCUGCGCGCGCUGGAGGCCAGCUCGAGCCAUGACUUCAACGGCACCAUCGAUGACCUGGAAGGGCUGGAUGGCUUUGCCGAGGCGGUACGGGAGCUGGGCGGCGACCCCGAGUUCCAGGCGGUACAGGACAUGACGCUGCAGGCGCUGUACUUUCAACCCUCCCAGCGCGCCGCCCGCGCCCUGGGCCUCAAGUACGCCCUGUCCAAGGCGCAGCUGUACGACGCCUGGGUGCAGCACGGCGCUGCCGACGCCGAGGGCAGCCACAGGAAGUUCCGCAAGGCCGCCAACGGCAUCGUGGCGUGGGUGAACGAGGAGCUGGGGGGCACGCCGCUGACGGGCGUGAACGAGACGCUGUGGCUGGAGACCUACCUGGCCCGCCGCAAGUGGGUGCUGGACAAUGCGGAUGAGACGUGGCAGGACAGCACACCGCGCGUGGACCUCUACCGCUGGCUGCUGGAGUUGAAGGCUCGCGGCCUGGACAAGCCUAUCCGGCUCAGCUGGGCCAAGUGCCAACUGACUGAGGGGGUGCACCACCGCGGCCCAUGCACCAACCAGACCUCCGCCGCGUAUGCCGUGGGCGGCGUGGACUAUGGAGACUUCUACAUACCCUGA